AUGCUGACGCGUGUGCAGACGCUUCGCUUCGUCCCCGCACAGCGACGGUCUCGAAAGCAAAGGCUCGGAUCCUUCUUGGCUUCUCACAACAUCAUCAUUGGAGCUACACCCACGGCAACAGUGUACUCAAUCGUCAGAGUACGCACUGAACACGUCUCACGCUCUCGACAGGGCCAAUACCUCGCUUUGACCAUCCACAACGACGCCUCAUCGCAUUUCAGGUACGUCAACGGUACAUCAAAAGUGCCGCAAGAAUCAUCCGCAAACAUGUCGUGGAGGAGCAAUGCGCAGCGGACGGGCAUGAAUGCCCAGCCUCUUCAGGGCGCAAGACGCUGGGGUGGAGGAGGCGGAGGUUCAACAGGCGCACCAGAAGAUUCAUCCGGCUCCGGUUCGCCGCCUUCCAACUACCAGCAACAAUCUUCUCAUCCAUACCAGCCUUCAUACCAGCAGCAUUCACAACCAUAUCAUGCAGCGCCGCCGUCUUCAUCGCCGCUUCCUCCAUCCGACCCGAGAUCUGCUGCGCUAGCAGCUGCAGCCGCCGUCGCAGCGAGUAUCGGCAUCAAACGCGAUCGCGACGCACCACCCUCCCACUCCUACGCCGCCCCUUCCUCCUCCAGCGCCGCUGCAUCAGAAGCAUCAGGUGCAGACGCAGGUCCGCGCAAGCGCAAAUCGCGCUGGGGAGACGCAAGUGACAAACUCACCAUCCCCACCGCCAUCGGCGCCAACGUCUCUGCCCAGGAGCUCGACAAGUACGCCAUCCAGGUACGACUCGACGAGAUCUCGCGCAAACUUCGUUCCGGUGACUUUGUCCCUCCCGACCGCGAACGAUCGCCUUCACCUCCACCCACCUACGACAACCAAGGUCGCCGUACCAACACCCGUGAAGUGCGUUAUCGCAAGAAGCUCGAAGACGAGCGUGUCGCUCUCGUCGAUCGUCAACUCAAACUCGAUCCCAACUUCCGUCCUCCCUCCGACUACCAUGCCAUCAAACGCAAUCAGCGUCCCACCGAGAAAGUCUACCUGCCCAUCAAAGAGUUCCCCGAGAUCAAGUUUUUCGGCCUGCUCGUCGGUCCGCGAGGAAACACGCUCAAGACGAUGGAACGUCAAAGUGGAGCAAAGAUCUCCAUCCGAGGCAAAGGCUCCGUCAAGACAGGAAAGGGCAAGAUCGAUGCCGACGAAGACGAAGAGGAGAUGCACUGCGUUGUCACCGCCGACGACGAAGCCGCAGUCAAGAAAGGCAUCAAGCUCAUCAACCAAGUCAUCGAAACAGCUGCCUCCACACCAGAGGGCGAGAACGAUCACAAGAGGAGUCAACUUCGCGAACUCGCCGCGCUCAACGGUACCCUCCGCGACGACGAGAACCAGCUCUGCAAGAACUGCGGCAACAAGGGUCAUCGUGCCUUCGAGUGUCCCGAACAACGCAAUUGGACCGCACACAUCAUAUGUCAUCGGUGUGGGGGACAGGGUCAUUUGGCUAGGGAUUGUACACAAGGUAGAGCGGGUGGAUUUGCAGGUGGUCCCCCACCGGGUGUUGGCGGAGCGGGAGGAGGAGUGGGCACGGGCAACAGGCAAUUCGAUUCCGAGUAUGCCAACUUGAUGGCCGAGUUGGGUGAACCUGCUGCUGCGGGUGCUAGUGGUGUCGCACAGAAUGGGGCCACCGCUGUAGGAGGAGCAGCAGCAGCAGCAGCAGCGGUGGGUGCGGAUGGCAAAAAGAUCCCACCUUGGCGCAACCCGGAAGUGUGGAGUCAACCCGGAUUCGGUGGACCGCGUGGUGGCGACGCAGGUAGAGGCGGAUGGAAUCGCGGAGGCUACAACAACCGCGGCGAUCGCGCCCACUAUCAACCUCAGCAGCACCAACACCCUCACUCCUACCAACAGCAACAGUCCUAUCCCAGCUACGACCAGUCUGCCACAACACCAGCUCCAGCGACCGGUGAAGUAGCCGACCAACAGCAAGACUACAGCGCCGAAUGGGCGGCGUACUACGCUGCUCAGGCUGCCGCGGGCGGAGCACAGACUGGUGAGCCGCCAGCGGCGGCGGCGGCGGCGAGUGCGGGUGGGGAAGGCGCGGUGGAUUAUACAAAGGAGUGGGAGGAGUACUAUCGUAUGCAGGCGGCGGCUGCUGCUCAGGAUGGGGGUGCGUACGGGGCUGGUGCACAGGCUUGA
Molecule: messenger RNA, 2166 nt
Organism: Pseudozyma hubeiensis SY62
Lineage: Eukaryota; Fungi; Basidiomycota; Ustilaginomycetes; Ustilaginales; Ustilaginaceae
Product: zinc knuckle transcription factor
Exons: 2
Coding region: 1-2166 (721 amino acids)
Biological process (GO): regulation of mRNA splicing, via spliceosome
Cellular component (GO): nucleus
Molecular function (GO): zinc ion binding; mRNA binding
Source: RefSeq, a predicted model, not a curated record